Messenger RNA from Schistosoma spindalis, 1133 nucleotides. The record is from the annotation of a GenBank genome assembly. Lineage: Eukaryota; Metazoa; Platyhelminthes; Trematoda; Strigeidida; Schistosomatidae.
AAAUUAUAACAUGUCAUUACAAAUAAAAACACCUUACAAUCUUAAAAAUCUUUGUUUAUCAAAAAAUAUUACAUUCUCACCAUUUGAUUGGGUGUUCAUAUUACAAACAUCACACUUUUAAGAGUUGCCAACGCCAUAUAUUGUAAGCAUAAACUUUUUAAACGAACGAGUGUAAAAAAACAAUGAAUUAAAUUAUACUUCCUUUCACGUUUAUAGUAAUUGGCUGACUUGAACUAGAAUAUUUUUCAAAUACUAUUAUCAGAUACCUUUAAGUGGAUUUUAAUAUAAACAAUCAGUUUGAAUAUAUGGCAUUGAAACUUAACACAAUGGAUAGAAGAGCAUUGAUCGAAAAAUUCCAUCAAAUGGAUAAAAAUUGUGAUGGGGUUUUAACGCCAUCUGAAAUUCGACUUUGCGUUCAACGAUCCGGUCUACCCCCAUCAAAAGUUGAUGAAUUUCUACGUUUAUUUGAUUUAAGCGGUGAUAAUCUGAUUACACUUGAAGAAUAUAUUUGUGCGCUUGGUUUACAACCUCCACCACCAAAAGAUGUUGAACAAUGGAGAAGAACCUUUAAUGAAGUUGACCAAGAUAGAUCAGGACAAUUAUCACUAGAUGAAAUUAAAACCGUUUUACGGGAACUAGGAUAUCGUCGUGUAUCUGAGGACGCUUUAAAUCGGUGGAUGCAAAGUAUUGAUAAGAAUUGUGAUCAAAUGAUUGACUUCUCUGAAUUCUGUACAUUUCUUUAUGAAAAUUGGAAAGAAUAAACCAGACUCCAACUGAGCGACCGGAUAUUUAUUUCCAUAAAUACUUUCCUUUAAACAAAUUGAAAAUAUAACUACUAAUACUCUGUUGUAUUUGUAUUAUUUUACAUUACAUAAAAAUUUUACAGAUGUGAACUAUUAAUAGUAUGGUUUACUUUAUUGUCAUGAUAGUAAUAGGAAAAGUGAGAUACUUGCAAGUCAUGAUUUUUUUACUUAUUAAUUGGAAUGCGUGCUCAAUUUUUGGCGACGCAUUUCGACUUUGUUGGUUUGUGGUUGAAGCAUUUUUAGGUUUAAAGAGAUUGAUAAUAGACAUAUAAUAAUCCAACUGUUACCUUCGUGUCAUCUUGAUAAAAUACUCUGAGAAUAUAAUGAUCU